Molecule: messenger RNA, 3786 nt
Organism: Populus euphratica (Euphrates poplar)
Lineage: Eukaryota; Viridiplantae; Streptophyta; Magnoliopsida; Malpighiales; Salicaceae
Product: ubiquitin carboxyl-terminal hydrolase 2-like
Exons: 3
Coding region: 524-3526 (1000 amino acids)
Biological process (GO): protein deubiquitination
Cellular component (GO): cytosol; nucleus
Molecular function (GO): zinc ion binding; cysteine-type deubiquitinase activity
Source: RefSeq, a predicted model, not a curated record
UUCACUUUCAUCCCUCAACUCCUCCUCUCUCUCUCUGAAGCGCCAAGCAGCAGUGAGAGUUUUCCUACCAUUUCUAAAGGGUGCUCCAAGCACCAACCCCUUUCUUUUUCUCGUGCUCUGUCUCUCUUCUUUACUAUUGAAUCCCUAUCAAUUUUCCUAAAAAACCCCUCUUUUAUAUAAUUUAUUAUUUGAAUCUCUGGCCCUCUUCUCCCUCUACCGGAUUUUGAGGAUUUUACUUGAAAAGAUUAUUGCUUUGCGCUGUAUGAUCCAACUCCUCAUCUGGGUUCUCUUCGAAAUUAGAAUUUUAUUAGUGGAUGGUUUUUGGAUGGAUGGCUCUCUGUGCUUGUUUUCUUUUCUUUAAUGUUCGUAAUUGUUAUUCAAGUUGUCUGAGGGUACUGAUGGAUUGGUUUUCUAGAGAUGUUUGGUUCAAUUUGGGUUGUUGUUGUUGAAUGCUGUGGUAUUUUUCUUGGUUUGUUUUGGUACUGUUCAAUGUUUUUUAUUUAAUGGGUUACUUUUAGGACCAAUGGGGAAAAAGGCUAAUAAGAAAAAGGCUCGCCCACCGCAGAAGGAGAAGCGGGUCGCUGGCCAUUCUCCCAAUAUUGUGCCUGAACAAGCAAAUCUCAAUGUUGAAAUUGUUGAUGGAGUUACAGCAGUGAAAGAGAGAAAAUUGUGUUCUCACUUUGACAAGGGUUUUGAUGCGAACAACUUGUCGGACAAAAUUAGGUCUUUGGAUUCUCUUAGGUGUGAGGAUUGUCGAGAAGGUGUUGGUGAUAGGAAGGGGGCUAAGGGAAGGGGUAAACAAGCUAAGAAGAAAGGAAGUGGUUCGGUUGAUUCAAAAUCCCAGUCGAAAGCCGUUUGGGUCUGUUUAGAAUGUGGGCAUUUAGCCUGUGGAGGGGUUGGUUUGCCAACGACUGCUCAGAGCCAUGCAAUUCGUCAUUCUAAGCAGAAUCGUCAUCCUUUGGUCUUCCAAUGGGAAAACCCUCAACUUCAAUGGUGCUUCCCAUGUAAUACACUAAUUCCAGUUGAGAAAACAGAGGGAAAUGGUGAGAAAAAAGAUUCAGUAUUUGAGGUUGUAAAGGCGAUCAAGGCGCAAUCAUUUGAACAGUCAUCAGUGGAUGCCGUGGAUGUUUGGAUUGGAAGGGGCAGUAUUCUUAGUGAACUUAAUGCAGAAGGCACUGAGGCAACUAGUUUAGAGGGAAGAAGCGGUCAUGUGGUGAGAGGCUUGGUUAAUCUUGGGAACACUUGCUUCUUUAAUUCAGUCAUGCAGAAUCUUCUAUCUAUGAACAAGUUGCGUGACUACCUAAAUGAAGAGGCAUCUCUAGGGCCUUUAUCAAUUGCUUUAAAGAAGCUAUUUACUGAUCUGCAAGCUGAGGCCAGUUUAAGAAAUGUAAUCAACCCGAAAUCUUUUUUUGGGUCGGUCUGUUCCAAGGCUCCCCAAUUUAGGGGUUAUCAGCAGCAAGAUAGUCAUGAAUUGCUGUGCUGCUUACUUGACGGGCUUUCUACUGAAGAGUUGAUUGUUAGAAAGCGAAGAAAUGCUUCCAACGAAGAUGGCAUUCCUCCAAAACAUGGUCCUACGUUUGUGGAUUCUGCUUUUGGGGGUCGAAUUUCUAGCACUGUUUGUUGUGUAGAAUGUGGGCACUCCUCAACCAUGCAUGAGCCAUUUCAAGAUCUCUCACUUCCAGUUCCAAUGAAGAAACCUCCAAUUAAAAAAGUCCAACCUGUCUCUCGAGCAAAGAAAACAAAGCUGCCACCAAAGAGAGUGGGGAAGGUUCAACCAAAGGUUAACAAAAAUAUGGAUUCAGUGCCAGCUCAAAAUAUAUCAAACCCAUCAGUCCAUGGUGAUUCUUCAUGCCACACACAGUCUUCUUCAGAUAACACUCUAGCACCAGAUUCAACUGUUCCAUCGACUGUGGUCAAUGAAACUAGCAUAGCUUCACAGAAUUCGAUGGCUGGUAUUGAAUCUGAUAGUAAGCAAGCUGUUGAGACAACAAUGGAGCAAACAGCAAGUUCAUUUGAAGACUUCUGGAUGGAUUAUGUCGGACCAGAAACUGCAUCAGAUGAGCACGGUCUUACUUCAGAAAAUAAUGAUCUUGCAGCAGGUCAGAAAUGCGGGGAUAAAUUUGACAUUCCUAAUGAUGGCUUAAUGGAGACUUGCCAGGCAUCUUCAAUUGAUGGGGAGCCAAAUCAAAAACCAGAAUCUUCUUCUGUUAAUCCUUGGGAAGAGGAGGUUCCAUUUCAAGUUCAAAGCUCUGAAGUUCUUCUGCUUCCGUACAGAGAAGAGGGCUUUACUGAUGGGGAGAUAAUGGAGGGAGAAGCUGAGGCUUCCUCAUCGUUUGUGGGCUGUGAACAAGAUGAAGCGGAAUUUGAUGGCAUUGGUGACUUAUUCAAUGAGCCUGAGGUUUCAGCAGCUCCUGUUGCAGGGCCCUCUUUACCUAAUGAAGUUGCUGGACCAGUUUUUAUUGCAGGAAUUGGCAGUGAGUCUGAUCCUGAUGAAGUUGACGAUACUGAUUCUCCAGUGUCUAUAGAGAGUUGUUUGUCUCAUUUUGUAAAGCCAGAACUUCUCUCCAAUGAUAAUGCUUGGGAAUGUGAGAACUGUUCAAAAAUCCUGCAACAGCAAAGGUUGGAUGCAAAGAAGAAGCAAGCUAAAAUAUCUCCAAAAACUUUAUUAAAUGGAGGUGAGACUCAAAUACAAAGUGAUUCAGUGAGUUUAUACAAGGACAUCUCAUAUGCCUCUGAGGUCAGAAACUUUCAGAAUGGAGAUGGUAUUCCUAAUAGCCUUCUCAACUCCACACCUGAAGUCUUUGAUUCAGGUAAUGAUUCCUCAAAUAAAAAUUUCAUACAAGCUGAAAUUGUUCAGACAGAGAUGGAACCGUUCAUUUCUCAAAGUGAAGAAAGGAAAUAUGAGAUGAAUGUAUCACAUAGCUCCGGUUACUAUGAAUCUUGUAAUGGAGAAACUUUGAGUGGUCCACCUGUUGAUUCUUGUAGUGGUGAUGAGACAAGUGGUACUGGAUAUACCAUGGUUAAAGAUGAGCAGACUGGCUCCAACUUCUCUGGAAACUGUGAGUCAGAUGUGAAUGAGGAUGAGGAUAAAACUUCAAAAAAACUGAAUGUAAAGAGGGAUGCAACUAGGAGGUUCCUUAUUGAAAAACCCCCGCCUAUUCUAACCAUUCAUUUGAAGAGGUUCAGUCAAGAUGCUCGUGGUCGUCUAUGUAAAUUGAGCGGCCAUGUUACCUUCAGAGAUGUACUUGAUCUUGAACCUUAUAUGGAUCCCAGCAUUUACAGGUCCGUUGACACAGAGAGAUAUGUAUAUCGCCUGCUUGGGGUGGUAGAGCAUUUAGGAACAAUGAGGGGAGGCCACUAUAUUGCAUAUGUCAGAGGAGAUGAGAGGAACAAAGGCAAGGCUGACAAAGAACAGGGGGGUUCUGUGUGGUAUUAUGCCAGUGACGCCCAUGUGCGUGAGGUUUCCCUGGAAGAAGUUCUGCGUUGCGAUGCUUAUUUAUUAUUUUAUGAGAAAGUAUCAAAUUGAUUUGUUUUUCAUGUGAUUCUUUAACUCGGGGUAUACAUGAAAUCCCAAAGGGGAGGGAGAGAAACACGACUUGACAAGAAGAGAGAGUGUACAACAACCAACACCAUAUAUAUUUGAUACUCCAUUUUUUGACAUCGAAGGAGCUCUAAGACCCUACAUUGUGAAACUACAUCACAUCAUGAGAAUAUUAUUUUCUCUUUUCUUUUGUCCCGUUGUCCUGGGAUUCUUAGCUACUUGAACUGGAAUGUUUUUCCGGGACA